Messenger RNA from Porites lobata, 7411 nucleotides. Lineage: Eukaryota; Metazoa; Cnidaria; Anthozoa; Scleractinia; Poritidae. The record is from the annotation of a GenBank genome assembly.
AUGGAAACUCUGCGAAUGACGCACUGGGGUGCUGUGUUAACGUCCGCAGCGCCGGGAAUUAAGGAGCGCCCGCCUCCUUCAAAAGUGGGACCUACUAGCCGCUUGGACCAGUACAGACUCUUGUCCGAAAUCAAACUUCCACGGAAUGAAAAGAAUGACGAUAUUGAACAAAAAAAUGUACACCCGAAUGCUCGUACGAAAGGUACAGUUAAAAAAAAUGUUUUUUCCCACGUACCAAAAAAAGUGCGUCAAUGUCCUUGAUAGGAUAUCAAGACAGCGUCAGUUAUUAAUUAAGAAAAUGACGUUUAUAACGCAAAGAAAGUAACAAAAAAACGGAGUUUAUUAAUUUAAUAGUACCAAACUAAAGUGAUUCCGUUAAUAUUUGAGCGCGCGCUCAUGACACGCACUCAUGACGAGACAUUGUAGAACAGAAGCAUCACUAUGGUAACUGAAAGUGUUUAUUCUCUAGUUGAGAGUUGUCACAAAACUGAGUUGCACUUUUGCGAAAGUUAAGCUAAGUUUUUCUUGUGCGGAAUUUUAAUAGAUAGGUAAGUAACUAUUUAGGAAGCCGCGGUAAGAUUAUUUUGAUCUGAAUAUUUAAUAGUAUUGUCGGAAAAAAGAAAAAAAAAAGGGAAAAAAAAGUUUUCGCUUUUUUUGCGCGUCCAGGAAGUGUUCGAUAAGCCCAUCCUGUUGCAUAUUUUUACCCUUUUCGCCUUUUUUUCAACAUUUUUUUGUUAAAUAACAUUUAAAAUGAUUCUUUUUACAUUAGUUGUGGUAAGUCUUAGAAGUGAUAAAAGUUAUUUUCUAAUUUUUGGUAUUUUCUCUUGUAUUCUCUUUUAGCGAAAACAUGGCAUCGUGGAACCCUUUUGGUCAAAGUUACAGUAUCUUUCCCCAUCAGACUGGUAAGAACUCUUGCAUUUUUAUAACAGAGGCAGAAAAUUUUCUUUUCUUUCUAAAUUUUUUUCGUUUGGCGAUACGAAUUUUUCUUCCAGUUCGAAGUUUUUUUUCUUUACGAAUUGGCAGAUCGGUACUCGGUAGUCAGUUUAGUCUAAGCUCAUUGUUUUAUACGUACAUGUGUCGGUGUGUCUUGGCCUCUAUACAACAGCCACCUUCCCUCAAACAGAAUCUUUUCCUGAUUCGGAGAGAGGGAAGCUUGGAACAAGUGAAGUUUGUCUUUUAGUUUACCAAUUUAGAUCUAGAGUUGGGAAAAACUCAGACAUUAUUUUAAAAAUUCUAAUGUAGAAAAACUGUAUUUUAUUCUUCAAUAAAGCUUCUAAUGAUGAUGAUGGUGAUUCUUGGAAGAUUGAGUUGCCCGGCGGAGGAUUUAUUCAGAAACCUGGGAGCGAGUUAAAUCCAUUUACUGAUGAGCCCCAAAUGGCGAAUGAGGACUUUGAGUCACCCGAGGUAAGCAUGCCAGGAACGUUCUUUUCUACCUCUAGGGUCACCAGUAGGUUUUUCGGGAAGCGGCAUAGCCCUUUUUGAAGGAGGGGAUCCGAGAUUUUAAAGCAAAACGAAGGCGUGAUUUGAGAUGAAAAAUAUGCUCUGGACGGACACGGAAUGCCUAAAAUAACAAUAGGAUUGAGCGAAAAUUUGGGUCGGGAUGUCUUCAUUAAAGAACCUUAAGACCCUUUGCAGUCAAGUCUCUCUUAACGGACACCUCUAUAAGACGGACACCUCGCUAAAACGAAAACCAACAGUGUCGGAGCCAGAACUUUAGAUAAGUUGGGCGGGGUCAUCCAGACCCUGAGAUAAGAGGGGGCCGGUCUCAAAAAGUUUCUUUUCGGCCCUUCGGGCCUCGGUUUGGUCUAAAAUUAAGUGGGAGCCGAGCCUCAUAUCUUAAAAUAAAACUUUGUUAAAACUUAAAUUGUCUAAAAAUAACUUUGGUGAAAUUCACAGAUCCCAAGGGGCUGGACUGGACGUUUUCCUCUUUGUCUCAUUAUUCCCUAUUGAUUUCAUCCUUUCGAUUCCUUCCUGACUCCUUCCUGACUGAUAACUGUUUUACAGGAAAGAGAGGCUCUAAUGGCAGAGCUGGACGAACUGUUGGAAGAGCGAGCAACGAAGGAGAAAACCCUUCGCGAACUGCAGGACAAAGAAGUUACCUUAAGAAGGGACCUUAACGAUUUAAACAGAGAACUAGAUUUACAAUCUUCAGAGCUCCACACACUCAUGGAAACCGUGUGCGCGAAAAGAACUGCGAUGGAAAAGAGGAUUAGAGAAAAGCAAAAACGCGUGGAGGAGCUCCGAGAAGAAUUCUCCGUUGUCGUGAGAGAUGAACGGCGAAAUGCCAGCUACAGGAUAAUAGCGAAUGAGAGCCGCUUCCUGAAAAGGAGAAUUUCCCAGCAGAAAGAAGUGAGGAAUUCUCUUCGAAAGCAGGUGGACGAAAUUCGCGAUCAUAAGAAAAUGGUGAAGAUAAGAUGCAAAAUGAUGGUUAGCGAAGAGCGAGCAUUGUGGAUGAGCAUCAGCGAGAGAGUGAAGAGGAUGGCUGAAAAUGAUCACCCACUUGAUGUUGGACACACUAUGGUUAGUACAACAGCUUUGAUAAUAAUAUUAUUAGUUAUAAUAAUAUUGCUGAUAGUGAUAACGAUAAUGAUAAUGACAAUAAUGGUGAUGAUGAUGAUGAUGAUGAUGAUGAUGAUGAUGAUGAUGAUGAUGAUAACUGGAGGGAAUAAUGAUAUUUAUCCAGGGAGCCAACUCGCCUAUAAUUAGUUUUCGGUGGGGCUCUGCAAAUAAUCGACGACAACAUGAAUGAAAUACAUGCCUAUCACCAAUCUAUAAAUGAAAAACUAAAGAGGUACUUUUUUGGGCUGGGGGACUUACGAUAGUAGAAUGAAGGUACAACUUAGAAAACUCCGGGGGUCGUUCUACUUUGCUUUUAAGUUCAUUAGCAAGAAUUGUACGCGGACCAAAUAGUUUAAUUAAAUAGCUGAUCAGUGUACGAGAAUCAAACAAACAAUCACAAUGUAUUAAACUCCUCAAAAACCGGACAACAAGAAACACUUGUGAAGGGAGAGUAAGUCGUUUUAAGAAAACGCCAUGAACAGUACUAUCACACCUGCACUGUUAAUACACUUGAACCUCUCCGGCCACCUUGGGGACAGAAGAAAGUAGCUGUUGUGGAGAGGUGACCGUGGUAGAGAGACUGUACAAGAGCCAAUGUAUGGACGACUGUCCGCCAAAAAAAGUGGCAGUUGUAGAGAGGUGGCAGUUGGAGUGGAGGUUCGACUGAAUUUCAACCGUACCGUUGUUAGUGUCUCAUUUAUACAAAAAGACUGGAUAAGGACCUACGUGAAUACCAUUGCAGGGCUGGCUGUGCUCUAGAAAGCCCAGAGGCUUCUGUUUACAACAUUUUGCUCCCUUGCAUCAUUGCGCAUAGUACUGUGAAAGCUACACAAUGUCUUAUGAGUAGGUUUCGUUCCAAUAUUGAGUUUGUUUAGCUAUGCCAACGUCAUACAGUCGAACCUUCACAAACGGCCACCUUUCUACUGAAACGGCCUCUAUUUUUUGGCGGACAGUCCAAGUAUUGACUCUUCUACACUACUCUCUCUACAACGACCACCCCCCUAUAACAGCUAUUUCUUCUGGCCCAAGGUGACCGUUGUACAAAGGCUCAACUGUAUUGACUCACAAAUUCCCAGACGUUUCAUCGACACCGCCGCCCCACUGAUGAAUUUUUUCCUAGUUACAAAGCCAACUUCGCCUGAUGGGCACCUUUGUCAAGUAAUGUGAACAAAAUUUAGAUGUGAUAAUUCCUUGUCUUUAUAGGCUGGCAGUACCAGCACAAAGGGCGAAAAAUCAAACGAGGGGAGUUCUUCCAACACCUCGAACCUCAACGGAGCCAACAAAGAGGAGACUGUAGGUGAUUCAAAUACAGGUAAAUCUAGAGAUUUACGUGGGACCGUAGAACGUUUUGCGUUUAUAUUUUUUAUUUCAAUUGGUUUAUAUUGCACGCAUACUGAUUCAAAGCUGGAAAAGUUAACGUUCUUGUUCAUUUGUUCAGGAGAUGGAACCAAGACACCUAGCAACACUAGUUCCCAAUCCGCAGCAACUUGCGUGGAAAUAACCAAACCUGAAGUAAGUAAUCAUUUCGCUUUUUCUACGUAAUUUUUUGCCUAUAAGUAGAAUGCUUCAAAAUCCAAUUGCUCAAAGCCAUUCUUUUGUAUCUUUUUAGCAAAGUCUUUUUACCUCCCUAGGUGAUCCACAUUAGUUAUGGCAUUCACGGACUAAUGCACAGUAACCGCCCCAUAAGAGAGAGCAAUAUUGGCCAAUAUUUUCUCCAUGGGAUGUACGCCCCUUUGUACAGCUACUUUCUUAUGCUCAUAGCAGAGAAAAUGCCAUUAUUUUGCUUCACUCUGAUGAUAAAUAAGAAUAGCAACGAUCGAAUUCACAUGCAAACGUUUGCCAAAACGUUUUUAAGUCAUGUGCGGUUAAUUGACGUAAGGUAACUUGUUUGCAUACCAAUCAAUUAUUUUUCUUUUCUUUAUAGGCCAGAAGCUGUUCCGAAAUUAAAGCAGAAAUUUCUCCUACGAAAACUGAGCAGUCCGCACAGACGAGUUCUUCAUCAAGUGCUAGAGAUCAGACAAAUCCUAAAGGAAGCGUCAAAGAGGAACUUGAUGAUACUAAACUUAGAGGCAAACAUGGUAUUGUUUUUACUGUGAUUCAGUUAGUAUUGUAUUUCCUUAAUUAAGCGCCCGCGAAUAACGGCUAGAAAGGGGGUGCUUAUUGGAAGGAGGGCGUUUAAUCAAAAGGGGCGCUUGUUUAAUUUUCAUUUGACCGAAGUGUAUCUUUGUUUCGGAAAAUUAAUAGUUUUUCGUUGGCUUAAACAGUGGUUGUAAUUAAGUGUAAAGUAGUCCCAUCAAACACCUCAUUCUGACAAACGUAUCGGACGGGGAUACAUGUUGACAAAAUAUUAUCUCAUCAUCAUCGAGAUCAUCCUCGUUAAUGAUAUGCAAAUCUUCGCCUUCCCCUUGUAUCCCUACCAUUUAAGAAAGUGAUGGGAAGGGAGGGUGGGGUGCUUGUUUGACACCCGUAACACAGCCCGUUUAAUGCUGGACCCAAGUGCCCAGUGCAGUGGCUGUCCAGGGGAUGGGGCCUGGUUCCCCUUAUUUUUGGACCAAACUGAGGCCCGAAGGGCGGAAAAUUUUUUUUUAAAGACCGGCCCCUUCUUUUCUCAGGGUCUAGAUGACCCCCACCCCCCACCCCGCUUAUCUGAAGGCCUGGAUCCGCCACUGCAGUGUCGAAGUAAGAAAGUCUCACAAACCCACCAAGACCUAGAAAAAGAUUUCUGUUCAUUCUUUUUAGCGCUUUCACGUUGGCGAGAGAGUAGGGAACUUAAGCAACGACGACGGCAACGUCAACGAGAAAGGCAAAAAAAGCAAUCGGUUUAGACUGGCAAAACAACAGCCCUGCACGUGAAUCACGCUGUUGUGUACGUUCUUUGCCGUCCGAAAAACCUAAUUUCACGUCUUUUGGAGGACGGGAACUCAAGACAACGCCACUUUCUUUUUCUUUUCCUGAACUUCUAUUCAGUCUUUUGGAAUUCAACUCCAGAGAAAAUUGUCAACAUUUGAUCAAUUAAACAAGAUGAAAUAAGCGCGAAAAAAAUUGAAGCAGCGCGGCUUCCCUUUUUAACUAUUAUGGCCUAACGGGUGGAGCGCUUAUUCGAGGGAGGCCGUUUAUUAGAGCGUGGGCGCUUAUUCAAGGAAAUACCUAGCUAGUCUUUUCUACAGUUGUUACACAUGAUUUUUUCCUUCAAGACAGUGAGACCUAGUGUGCUAAAUAAAAAUGCUUGCGUGGGAUCAUUUUGCAACGGUGCUGAGGAACGUUUAUUUUGUUCUAGACUACCAGGAAGGCCUACUGUACCGUGAAUCUUUGCGGAUGGAUUUACCCGGAGGGCCCUGGACAGAGUCGUGUUCAACAACAAGUGCGAGCAGCAGUGAGUCUGAGGACGGUGGUAAACAAGUAAGAUGACUGAAAGAAAACUUCUUGUCAUUAUCAAACUUUAAAUUACAAUUGCGCAGUGUCACCACGGUAUUGCUGAAUAAGGUCAAUUUUGUGCUGAAAACAGUCAUUACUUAGGGCCUUAACAAUAGUCCUGUAGGGUUAAGCUCCGAGCAAACAGACGCAACACUGUUAGCCAACAACCCCAACAUUGUUGGAUGUUACAUGUUGCGUCCGUUUGCACACGCUGUUGCAUGUUGUUGCGUGUUGUCGAUAGUUGCUGCCGAAGUUUGAAACUGGUCGAACUUUUAUGCCACUUGCAAACGGACGCAACAAUGUUGCGUUAUGAAGUUAUGAAUUUCAUCGUCGAGCACUAACUACAAUAACUUUUUGCGCGAUUUUUGCUGGUCAAAUUUGAAGGCAUAGCAUUAAAAAUUGAAAUAGUUGGUUUCAAUCCAUGUCCAUCCUUGCCAUCCUUUGCAACAGACGACAGGAAACAAAUUCAAUACCUAAAUAUAGCCUUGAAAAACAAAACUAAACCAUUAUUGUGGAAUCUAACUGACGAUAAAAAAGUUUAGCUUUUUAAAAACAUAGCAAUCAGCGUGUCAUAGCCCCUUUAAGUCAACUACAGAUCGGAGCUACCUCGUCUCCAGGGUCUUCUCUUUUUCAGAUCCUAGGCAUGAUCCUGGGAGCUACUUAAGCUACGUGUAAACGGACGCAAAAAUUUCAAACAUUGUUGGCUCAACAAUGUUCAAAGUUGUUGCGUCCGUUUACACGUAGCUUUACGUUUGACAGCAGUUUCAAACUUUGUGCAACAACUCCCAACAACAUGCACCAGGGUGUGCAAACGGACGGCGCAACACGUAACAUACAACAAUGUUGGGAGUUCUUUGCCGACAACGUUGCGUCCGUUUGCAAGGGUCUUUACUUGUCAAAUUCAAAAUGAGAUAAGGCGCCUCAAAGUAGUUUACACCAGCUAAGGUAGCUUUAAAUAGCGUUGCCAUUGUAAAAUAACGCUAUACAAGAGACAGAAAGCUCUAAGGAAUAGACAGCAGCUAACCCACACUGUUUCUGCGACAUCAACUAAAACCCAAAACAUAUAUAUGAUCUGGCCCAGUGUUAAUUGCACCCGCUAAACAAACCCUAUAAUUUGUAUUGCAGAUUACUGUGAAAGUUGACGUCCAUCGUCCAUUUAAAAAGAGAAAAAUUACACUUGGCUUCUUAAAGCAACUACCCUUACAACGACAACAGACUACUGAAGAAGCGGAGAAAAUCGAGGUUGCUCCGGUAAAAGAAACUUACAGAGCUUGCAAUGUCAAAGAAAGCCGCCAAAAGGUACUGUAUAAUAUAAAUUCUAAAUUUUUACUCCCCUACAGUUAGAUCUCACUAAAGAGGCAUUUUAUGUGUUUUCUUUCAGGGAGGAUUCUUUGGCAGGCUCUGGCGAAGACUAAAGAAGAGUUCUAACAUGAAAUGA